AUGCAAACCAAGGAGGAAGCAAGACGCGCCACCCUUGACACCAGACCUCAUCCUCAACUGGCGAAAGAGAACACCCACAUCUCCCUCGGUUCACGGACAACCAAAACACACAACACACUGCUAUUCAAUCUCAUUCUACCUUCCCUUCAUUUCCGCUCCGCCGCUUCCAAUUCUCAGCCGCAACUGAUCCGCGUUCGAGGUUAUCCUUCAGAGAUACAUCAAGUGAUUACCGACGAUGGCUACAUCCUCGAAAUACACAGGAUCCCUCACGGAAGAAAUGGAGGACCAAGGAACCAAAACAGGAUAUCCACUGCAGAAAGAGGAGGCAACGGGAGGCGCGAAAAUCGACGUGUGGUGUUUAUCCAACACUGUGUGUUGUGUUCGAGCGCCGACUUCGUAUUGAAUGAUCCUGACCAGGCGCUAGCCUUCAUACUGGCGGACGCGGGAUAUGACGUGUGGCUGGGAAAUGCGCGGGGAAACGUCUACGGUCGACGCCAUGUCCGUCUCUCUCCCGAACAGCGUGAAUUCUGGGACUUCAGCAUGAACGAAAUAGCAAGAUUCGACAUACCCUCCAUGCUGAGUUACAUCAGGGGCAUGACCGGGGCACCGCGUGUGUACUACAUAGGGCACUCCAUGGGCACCACCGUCUUCUUCGCCAUGAUGAACUACCAUCCACACAUCAACGACUGGAUUCGCGUGAUGGCUGCGAUGGCGCCGGUUGCCUAUAAGGAUCACGCGGCAAUCUACCAGCUUUAUGGCCCCAUCAUCAAAUCCACUUAUAGGGCCAUGGAGCGGGCGGGCGUCGUGGAGGUGGGCAUGCUGAGCGCUAACUACUCUGCCGCCACGUCGUCGCUUUGUGCCCCUCUUGCCCCCACCAAGCCCGUGUGCGACGCCGUCCGAAUGCUUGCGCUCGGCCCCAACUCCGGCUACAUCGAUAAGGCGUACCAACCCGUGAUCCUGGCCCACAUCCCGGCUGGAAUGUCGCUAAAUGUCUUGAAACAUUUCCAGCAGUUCCACACGUCGCGCAAGUUCCAGGCGUACGACUACGGCCGGCGGAGGAACAUGCAGGAGUACGGGAGCCCAGAGCCGCCCAGCUUCUCCUUCGGCCAAGUCCGCGCGCCGGUCGGCCUCCUCUAUUCCGAUGGCGACUGGAUCUCGGACACGCUGGAUGUCCGACGUAUGGCCCCGGAACUCCCCAACCUUGUCCUCGACUACCUGGUUCCUCUCGCCGACUUCAACCACAACGACUUCCUCUGGGCUGAGAACGCCAAUCGCCUCGUCUACGAUAGGAUAUUAAGCCUCUUGCGAAAAUACUAGUUGCCUUGAGGGAGACAGGCAACUAGUAUUUUCGCAAGGCGGUUGGAGUCCUGUGGAGUCAGGUGGUGGCAGCACUUUUUUUUUUUCUUUCUUUCUUUCUUUUUCGUCUCCUCGUGUUAGAUUAUGAUUGUGUUCUUGUUAUCUGUGUUAUUGUCUUUCUCUCCUUGUUCCUGAAUCCUUAUAUAUAUAGAUAGAUAUUUGUUUACGUAGUGUUUUUCGUGUUAUUUAUAGAAUGGAGUGUUUGUUUGUCUA
This is a messenger RNA of Penaeus monodon (black tiger shrimp), 1569 nucleotides long. RefSeq names its product lipase 3-like. Lineage: Eukaryota; Metazoa; Arthropoda; Malacostraca; Decapoda; Penaeidae. The transcript has 10 exons. Gene Ontology annotation, biological process: lipid metabolic process. The record is from RefSeq and is a predicted model, not a curated record. Bases 1 to 1317 code for a protein of 438 amino acids. Gene Ontology annotation, molecular function: hydrolase activity, acting on ester bonds.